Messenger RNA from Sphaerodactylus townsendi, 1598 nucleotides. It is a transcript of the gene NACC2, whose product is annotated as NACC family member 2. The transcript is spliced from 2 exons. Bases 175 to 1089 code for a protein of 304 amino acids. Gene Ontology annotation, molecular function: RNA polymerase II cis-regulatory region sequence-specific DNA binding; DNA-binding transcription factor activity, RNA polymerase II-specific; protein binding. Gene Ontology annotation, biological process: regulation of transcription by RNA polymerase II. Lineage: Eukaryota; Metazoa; Chordata; Lepidosauria; Squamata; Sphaerodactylidae. The record is from RefSeq and is a predicted model, not a curated record.
CGCCGCCAUCAUCCUCCUGAUCACUUCCUGCCACCGGCGGCAGCCGCAGCCGGGAGGAGCCGGCGGGAAGGAGGGAAGGAAGCAGGAAAGGCCGCCCGCCCGCCCGAUCCAGGCCCAGCGAGACCCGCCCGCGCAGAUGUGCCCUCUUUUGGAUUUGUAAGGAUUAGCUGAGCCAUGUCACAGAUGUUGCACAUAGAAAUUCCCAAUUUUGGGAACACCGUUUUGGGCACCCUAAAUGAGCAGCGGUUGCUGGGACUCUACUGUGAUGUCUCCAUUGUUGUGAAGGGACAAGCUUUCAAGGCCCACCGGGCGGUCCUGGCUGCCAGCAGCCUCUACUUCAGAGAUUUGUUCAGUGGGAACAGCAAAAGUGCAUUUGAGCUCCCAGGGUCAGUGCCCCCAACUUGCUUCCAGCAAAUCCUUUCCUUUUGCUACACUGGGAAGCUGACUAUGGCUGCCAGUGAGCAGCUUGUUGUGAUGUACACAGCUGGCUUCCUCCAGAUCCAGCACAUUGUGGAGAAAGGAACAGACUUGAUGUUCAAAGUGAGCUCUCCUCACUGUGAUUCCCAAACCACCAUGAUAGAAGAUCCUAGCUCAGAACCACAAAGUCCUAGCAAUCCAUUGCAGGUCACUCCUGUGCCCUAUGUCAUGUCCCCUUCCAUGCCCAUCCCAUUACUUACCCGGGUCAAACAUGAAAAUCUGGAGCUGCAGCCCACAGUAACGCCAGGCCUAGCUGCCAAAAGGUCCCUGGAGGCUGGGUUGCGGGAGACACUUGGUGGGGGCUCUUCCGGCACCACUUCCCUGAAGUUAUCUCGUGUUUCCUACUAUGGAGUGCCCAACCUCACCACUCUUCUCCCAAACAUAGCACCAGUGCAGUACUCUCAAGGGGAGAGAACCAGCCCUGGGGGCUGCAGCCUCCCAACCACUGACAGCCCUACGUCCUAUCACAAUGAAGAUGAAGAAGAAGAGGAUGAAGCUUAUGACACCAUGGUGGAAGAACAGUAUGGACAGAUGUUCAUCAAAUCCACAGGUGGCUAUGCAGGUGAGGAACCUGCAAGUGUGUUAUUUCCAUCUGAGUGUCUUUUCCUCUAAGAUAGCCCUCCUCUUUUAGUCUUUAGAAAAGCAACUAGUUUUGAUGUCAAGCAUUUAAACAGAAUUAUUGACAUUAAGCAUAUGUUGCUUUUUAAUUAUUUUUAUAUAUUAUUUAUUAUUUUUUUAGAAAUCAAUUUAUGAAAUGCCAGAGAGUUAAAGCUCAUCAGACCUCGGAGCUUAGCAAAAUUGGUACUUGGGCAGGAGAGACCCCCAAGGAGGACUCUGCAGUAGUUUUAGUUCAUUAUUGUUGAGCUUUUUAACUGUGGAAUUGAAAGUUUUUUAAUUGUUAUGGAAGACUUGUUGGUAAUGUUGGAAACCGCCCUGAGCUUUUAUAGGGAUAAGUCAAAUCUGCAGACGACUGCAGUGGCAAACCACCUCCGUUUCUCACUUACUGGGGUUGCUACAAGUUGGUGUGACUUGAUGACCCAUAACACGUCUGUACAAAAUACUAGUAGAAAAUAUACUAAUAUCCGUUUGCAAUUAUUAAUUAAAAACACCAGUAUAAUGAU